GGGAUGUUGGCCCAGAAACCAGGAAAGGGAAUAACAAUCGAAAUGUAAAUAAGAAAUACCCAAGUUAAUAAAGAUGAAAAAAUUUUUUUCUUAACUGUAAGUAAGGAGUCUUGAUGUAGGAUAAUUCUAGAGUUGGUUUACCCAGUAACUUAUUAAUGUUCACACUACUUAUAUUUUUUCACCAUUACCAUUCUACUAAUGAGUGAAUUGGCUUCUGACCUCCUGAUUAGAGUUGCGACUGGUCCAACAGUUUUCAAGCAACCUUGGAUGAUCAACUAAACGGAAUUGGGUUCCAGCACAUUUCUAAAUCAGUCAUUGACAAAGAAAAAACAUUUAACAUGGCAUUCAUGAUAUUAGGAAAUAGUAGUGACAAAGAGUCCACCUUCCUGUAAGUAGCAUGAUUCAUACUGCUAUCCACAGUAUCUACAGCAAUUUACCAUGGCAUUCAUGAUAUUAGGAAAUAGUAGUGACAAAGAGUCCACCUUCCUGUAAGUAGCAUGAUCCAUACUGCUAUCCAAGUAUCUACAACAAAUUGAGGCUCUGCUAGAGUUGAAGAAAGGAGCUAAUGAGUGUUAUAAAGCAAGGUCAUCUUUCAUGAUAAUCAAAUAGGAAGUUUUUUUUGAAAUUUAUGUAUCAACCAUAAACAGAUAAUUACUUGGGUAUAACAUCUUUAUCCAAUUUGGUUAAAAUUGAUAGAUCAACAGGUACUAAAAGGACAAUAAAAACCAUCCUUGAAAUAAUUCGACAUAAGAUUUAGAUAUUUCUAAAAGCCUUAUUCCUUUACUCUCUUCUCUCUUUUGUGUUCUAUUCCUUCAGAGGAAAUUGCUAGAAGAUCAUUGCAUGUGAUAUUUGUGGUGCAAACUUAUCAAGAGGAAUAGGCAUAGGCUUAAUAGAGCAUUUCAUAAAAGUUAGAAAGAGUUACCACAAUAUGAGUGCUGCACUCACAAAAAAAAAAAAACAUGUGAUCCAAAAAUAUGGGGAUGGAAAUUGGCAUUGUUCUUUGUUGAGUGUCUAGUAACAAUAGGGCAAAAAUUUAUCAUCUCACCCAGAGAUUGUUUAAAUUAUGACUCAAGAAGUAACAAAAACUUGAUGGAGUGCUUUAGCAAUUCUAUUAAUAUAGUAUUUGGAAUUAUUAUUUUCUAAUAUUUUUGAGAAUUCAUAUAGCAUAAAAAUGUGUAUUGAUCUUAUCUACUUUGCUAUUUUCCCCAAUGCCCUUGACAACCAUUGACUUGUCUCCCCACUAAAUUCGUGUUCCCCUUUUAAUUUUUCUUAGUAUUAGUAUUUUAAACCAUUGAGUCCAAUCAGUGCUGUCCACAUGGGCAUGGGUGUAGAAUCAUUCACUGUGGUAUGGGAAACCUAUUAAUGUACUCCUUCCUAAAGAAAGAUAAAUUUCCUUUUUCCAUCAGCAAGUCAUCAACUGCCAAUAGUUCCUCCACUAGAGAUAAGACAUUGGUAACUCCUCUCUCAUCCCUCCUGGCUUAAUGUUGUAUAGGUAACUUCUGCUCAUGUGAGUUCAUAUGUGCAACAUUCAAGUUACAUCCAGAAGACUGGGUUACUUUAAAGUAUAUCCUAAAAUCUAUUAUAAACUAUAAUAAAUACCAUGUAUAUGUAUAUGUAUAUGUAUAUGUAUAUGUAUAUGUAUAUGUAUAUGUAUAUGUAUAUGUAUAUGUAUAUGUAUAUGUAUAUGUAUAUGUAUAUAUGCAUGCCAGUUGUUAUGUAGGGAAACAAUGAAUUAUUCCAGACAUAGCUAUACAAGCUUAAUUUUCUUGUAAACUCUUGUAGAAGUUAUGAUUCUAUGCCGGGCUCACUCUUCUUAAUUUAGGCUUGCCUAUGCUCAUGCCUAUGGAAUUCUGUAAAGUGUGGAAACCUCACUGAGUUGAAUGCCAAGCAAGGUUGAGGAACUCUGUGGUGUGGCAUAACCAAUGCACACAUCAGGACAGUGUUGCAGUUUAAGUGGCUAUGGGGUUAUUUAAGAGUUUAGGUAGCAAUUGUUUAGAGUAUGGUGAAUACAUGUCUGUGGAGUGCUUAGCCAGAAAUGGAACAUGUAUAUCAUAACCCUUACCUACAAGGCUCAGAAAAUACUGCCAAAAAUGGGACCAGGAAUAUUGUGAGAGCUAGAGGUCAGGGAGGACUAGAGUGAAACAGUAUCUUCUGGGCAUGGCAGGAGCACUAUACUUAUGAACUCACAACAGCUGUGGCUGCCUGUACAAGACACUGCAAUGUAGAGGAGGAGGGGCUCAAAGGCACACCCUUAACUAAGGAGCUAUUGAUAGUUGACAGUUUCUCAGGGAAAGAGAUUCAAUUUUCUCUUAUGGUGUGAUUCUUGGUAGGUCAAUCAUGCUCCAGGAACAGUCCCACACCCGGAAGAAUGAGGAUAACACAAAUUAUAGUCAAUGGUUAUUUUAAAAAGAAGACGUGUAGUGGGGAUGUGGGGAUGUAAAAAUGUCUCCAAGAAGAGAGAAAGGUACUGAGAGUAAACAUGAUCAGAAUAUAAUGUUUGUAAUUUGCAAAGAAUUAAUAAAUAUUUAGUUAUUAUAGUCUAGGUAAAUUAAAUAGUAAAAAUAUACUUAACACAAUGCUGUAGUUGAAGUUCAAGGUCAAGGUGCAAAUUUUGAACAGGGCUUCUUUUUUGCUGUGUCCCUUCAUGGUGAGGGAAAGAAAAUACAUUUUCUGUCACUUUAUACAGAUGAAUCCCAUCUCCAGAUACUAUCCUGUUAAUUCUCUAUAGUUCUAGCUGCCUCACAAUGGCUUGCCUCCAAAUACAGCCUCCACAUUUUAAGGUUAGGUCUUCAAUAUGUGAGUUCUGGAAACUCAAAUCCCCAGUCUACAGAAGAUGGUAAAGGGUUUGAUCAGAAAACAGAGUACUUUGGUGGUUGUAUUCUGAUUCAAAAAUUAAACAACUGCCAGUCUUCUCUGAUGCUCCUAAAUCAAGGAAAUUGAAGUUUUUUUUCUUGUGUGGAGAAAUACUAAAAAGCAGUUACCUUCACAACUAUUUACUUCAAUGAUUUUCAGACUUACUGUUGAGGUAUAACAUGAAAAUUUACUGGAAUAACUGAGAGAUGAUUCAUUACUUUUAUUCUUUGGAUAAAUAUGGACUCAUUCUCAUUGACUUAUUUUCUAGUUUCCAUAUACUAAAUUUAUGUUAAUAAAACAUUACUUUAAUAAUUAGCAUACUCAUCUAAUUUGUUAUUUUUGAAUAAAUGGUUCAGUGUGAAAUUAUGGGUCUCAUUAAAUGUUUCAGGAGUACAAUUACAGGAAAAGACAUCUAUAAUACAACCAUUCAUACAAUAGGUGACAGCACACCUCGCUUGGGUUAUUUAAUUCCUUAAUCACAUUUUGAGGUGUAGUAUUUUGGCUUUAGGAGUUAAGAACAUUUUUCAUGAGGAUUUUAUUUAUGUCUCGCUUUAGGAUACUGCAUCACAGUAAGUACUGAUGAUAACAGGUAAACCUUUAGUAAUCUGUAAACUCAUAUCCUCUACAUAUGACAGUUGAAAUAAUAUGAAGGGCUACAAGCAUCUGCCAGGCUAGACAGUCAAUGAUCUGAAAGGAACCGUGUUGCUGUUAUAGGUUGCACUUUAAAGUGACAUCCUUGCUGUCUACUACACUCUGUCCUUUUCUUCUCAUGCACUGUUGUUUGGCGGUGAAAUUGGUCACUAAGCUCCUUCCUCCUUGUUUUUCUUUUCCUUCAUUCUUCCCUUCUUUCCUUCUUUCCUUCUUUCUUUCCUUCCUUCCUUCCCCCCUUCCUUCCUUCCUUCCUUCUAAAAAGAUUAAUUUAUUUUAUGUGAGUACAGUCACCGUCUUCAGACACAUCAGAGGAGCGCACUGGAUCCCAUAACAGAUGGUUGUGAGCCACCAUGUGGUUGCUGGGAACUCAGGACCUCUGGAAGAACAGUCAAUGCUCUUAACUAUUGAGCCAUCUCUCUAGCUUUCCUCUCUGUUUUUCCAAAAGAUCUACUUCCCUGUAAGAGCUACACUGUCCUAGACAAGUCAAUUUUAUUGCCCUUGAUUUUCAAAAUAGAUCUAAAACACAUCUUUGGUGUUAAAAAAUAAUUUUGAAAUCAAUUUAACACUACCAAUUCUGUGGAAACAGUGAUUAAAGUUUGAAAAAUGAAAACUGAUUCUCAAAUCUAGGAACUGGUGAGAAAAUGUAAAUGUUGUUUUUUUCUCUAGUAAAUGUGUUGAUUUUUGUAUAAUAAUAUGUAAGAUGAAAAACAGCUAUGUUCUUUUCUCAGAAGAGAGUGAAUUGUGCUAUAGUUGAUAUCUGUGAUUAGUUGCAGAUAUCAUACCUAUUAUAGUUUCACUUGUACAGGUUUUUGGUAUCAUAAUUUAAUAGUUACUAAAAUAAUAUAUUAAUAUAUAUGUAUAUAUAUCAUAUACACAUGUAAGUCAAAAGUAUAGAAAAUAUACUAUUGCUAUAAGGAAGCAGUUCAUCAGCUCCUGUGAACGCCUUCAAUAUUUGUGAUGGUUUGCAUAUGUUUGGCCCUUUCAAUAGUGGGAGUAGCACUAUUAGAAGGUGUGACCAUGUUGAAGGAAGUGUGUCACUGUCAGGUGGGCUUGCAGACCCUCCUCCUAGCUGCCUGAGGAUACUCAGUCUCUUCCUGGCUUCGUUCAGGUGAAGAUGUAGAACUUAGCUCCUCCUGCACCAUGCCUGCCUGGAUGCUGCCAUGCUCCUGCCUUGAUGAUAAUGGACUGAACCUCUGAACCUGUAAGCCAGCUCCAAUUAAAUGUUGUCCUUUAUAAAACUUACAUUGGUCAUGGUGUCUGUUCACAGCAAUAAGACCCUAACUAAGACAAUACUGAAGGAUUAUUCUACAGAACACUGUUUGACAGAAUUUGAGUGGAAGAAGAGGUAAACUCUGGCUCGGGUCUCCAGAGCUAUGAAUUUCUUCAAAACAAUGCUUGCUACCUGUGAAUGCUCACAGAUGAAUACAUGGCCAUCAGCAGCCUAAGUGUAUUUUAUGUAUAGCAAUGAACUCUGGUGGCAUCUCAAGAGUUAAAAACUGGAUCAAAAAAUAGAUAUCUUCUAAGUAGUAUGACUUUUACAGAAAGGGGCAGAUUUGUUUCCGUGGAAGGUAUACAGAUUUAAUAAAUUAUCCAAAAAGAAAUUAAAAAACAUACAUUCUCAGGGAUGGAGAAAUGGCUUGGGAGUUUAAGUGCACACAUUGUUCUUGUGGAGUACCUGAUUCAGUUUUCAGGACUCACUUUGGGUGGCUCACCAGGGUUAGUUACUCCAGCCUCAGGAGGUGUAGUGUCUCCAUGGCCACUGCACUCAUGUGCACACACCACAACACAAGCAGACACAGACACAUAUAAUAAAAAUGAAUUUUAAAUCUUUUAAAGUGAUUUUUAAAAAAGACAUUGAGAAAGACUAUGCUGAGUGACUGAAAAUCUACAGACCCUGGUUUAUAAUCUUUAAGAUUAGAGUUUUAGAGAAGCCUCAGAAAACUGAGGGCAAUCAACAUUUUACAUCUUGACACUACUUUUCUGUUCCCAGUCAUUUUUUUCACUUUCAUAGACACCAAAAUCAAAUUACAUCAUCCUUUCUUUGCCUUUAAAGGCAUCUUAGUAAACAGUGCGCUGCUUUGGUUUUAUUUUUAUGAUUCUUGACUCUGGAAAGGACUUUAUAAAGUACAUGUAAAUAAACCAAGGUAGUGAUCAAAUGUGAUUGCACGUUUGAGAGUUUGCCAGACACUCAGGCUGACAAAAUUGAGAAUCAUUUGCUUAUUAGGAAGAAUCCAGGCCUCCCAUCCCCCCUCCUUUUCUUCUUUAUAAAAGGCAAAAGAGCUGUUGAAGAGGAAGGUACUCUCCAAUUGUAACUCUGGUGCGCCACUCUGUGAAAAGAGCAACCAAACUAUGUCUUGCAUUUUUUCUUUUCUCUUCAUUCAUUUAUUUAUUUAUUCAGCUUCCCACCCUCCCAGUUCUUCUCACAAAUUCCUCCCUCGUCCCCAUUACCUCUCCCCUUCUUUUUUGAGAAGGAGGAAUGUCCGUCCCCUCCUAGCUUAUCCAGUCCCUGCAGGACUAGGCACAUCCUCUCCCACUGAGGCAGACAAAGCAGCCUAGUUCGAGGAACAGGAUCCACAAGCAUUCAGCAAAGUCAGGACAGACUCCAUUCCAGUUGUUGGGGAACCCGCAUUAAGACCAAGCUGCAGAUCUGCUAAAUAUGUCUUGAGAGCCUAAGGGUAGCCCAUAUAUGCUCUUUGGUGAUUCGGUUUCUGGGACCCAAAGAAGCUAAAUAGCACAGGGAUGGGGUUGGGGGGUGCAAUCUCUAGGAUGGGCCAAAUAUCUGAGAUGCCGGAGACUCCAGGGAGUCUAUGAGGGUGACUCUAGCUGAGAAUCCUAGCAGAGGGAGGAUAAAGAGCCUAAAGUGGUCACCUCCUAUAGCCAGAUAGGACUCCCAGAAGAGGGAUAAGGACAGCGACCUACUCACAAAAUCUUCCACCCAAAUUGGUCCUGCCUCCAAGGAGCUCAGGGACAAAAUGGAGCAGAGACCAAAGGAAUGGCCAACAAAUAACUGACGCAACCUGAGACCCAUUCCAAGGGCAAGAACCAACCCUGACACUGUUAAUGACAUUCAGUUAUGCUUACAGGCAGGAUCUAGCAUAACUGUCCUCUGAGAGGCUCCACUCAGCGGCUGACAGAUGCAGAGACCCACAGCCAAACAUUAGAAGCAGCCUGGGAAGUCUUGUGGAGGAGUUGGGAAGACCCAGAAGGGAUAGGGAGUCCACAAGAUGACAGGACCAAGUUUUUAUCCACAGUGCUGUAUCUGUUAAAAAGUAGGCAUGAGGUUGGGGAUUUAGCUCAGUGGUAGAGCGCUUGCCUAGCAAGCGCAAGGCCCUGGGUUCGGUCCCCAGCUCUGAAAAAAAGAAAAAAAACGUAGGCAUGAUAUAUGCUUGGUAUCUACAAGAUAAUCAGUUUUGUGAGCUAAAAACAAGUAUCUCAUGGUUUUAAAGGCUAUUGACUCCGAAGUUCACACUGUAGACCAGACAAAUAGGAACAUGCUUUUAAGAACUGUAGGUGGGACAGUAUUUUAUAUGUUUUUCUGUUUCCGAUGGUCGUUUAACUUCAAUCAUUUUAUAUAUUCUGCAUUCUUAUGAGUAAUUUGUGCUUCUUGCUCCUUUCAAAUGUACACGCUUUGUGUGUGUGUGAAUUUGAGAGAGAAAAGAAUGAAAGUACACGCCUAAGUGUGAAUGUUUGAUUUUUCUUCUGACUUAAAGAAAACACACAUAUCUAAGUAGCCAAACUCAGUCUUCCUAAUAGGAAUGUUGCCAUUUUCAAAGCCUGUUUUUCUCCAAGCCAGCUUUAUUUGUGCCCUCUAGUGGUAGAAGCAGGAAUAUGUUUGGCAAGCUAGAAAUCCCUGGCCAACAACACAAGUCCUCUUUUUGGUACAUAAUGAUUCAGCCCCUUAAUGAUGAUAAUGCAAAACAUAAAUAUGCACAGAGAAAAAGUGUAUGUAAGUUUGCUCAGCAUAAUUUUCAAAUGCAUUGGAAUUUCUAUUGAAACAUGAAUUUUGACUCUAGGGCAGCUAAGGUUCUUACGUAGCAGAAGUAUGUAUUUUUAUGAAUUUAGUGGUCCAUUUGCCCAGCAAUUUUCUGAUAAUUCUUAAAGAAAAUAUUCACGUUUUCCACAAAUGCGUUUUUCUCCCAUAAAUCAGUUUUAUGAGACCCCUUAAAUUGCUACUGUCAAUCAACAUACCAUUUACUUCAAUCCUAUUACAAAGCUGGAUGGAAUAAUUUCAUUGACUUUUUUUUAAACCAGUUGUGUUUGCUUCUAUACUAGUUCUCUGGCCUAUCCAGCCUCUGGUUUAUGCCAUCCAGGCAGUGUCUGACAUGGGCUUCAUCUCCUGUCUUGGGUCUCAAAUUGGACCAGUUAUUGUUAGGCCACCCUCGAAAGUUCUGCACCACCAUUAUCCAGCACUUGUUGCAGGCAGGACAAAUGGUAGGUCAAAGAUUUUGUGGCUGAGUCGAUGUCCCUGUCCGUUCACUGGAAGCCUUGCAUGGUUACAUACACAUAGACAGGUGCCUAGUCCAAUAAUCAUCAGAGAGGUUUCAUCCAGCAACUGAUAGGAACAGAUGCAGAGACACAUAGCCGAACAUUAGGCAGAACCUUGAGAACCCCAUGGAUGACAGGGAGAAAGUCAGAGGGAUCAAGAACAUUGGGAGAACAAGGCUGACAGAAUCAACUAACCAGGGCUAAUAGGGGCUCAUAGAGACGGAAGUGGCAACCAUGAAGCCUGUUAGGGGUAUGAGCAAGGUUCUCUGCAUAUAUGUUAUGGUCGUGUAGCUUAGUGUUCUUGUGGAAGUCCUAACAGUGGGAGCGGAGGUGUCUCUGACCCUUUUGCCUGUUUAGGGGAACCCUCUGCCCGAAUUGAGUCAUAUAGCCUUGAUAUGAGGUUUGUGCCAAUCUUAUAGAAUCUUGUUAGACCAUGUUCAGUGGAAAUCCAUGUGAGGCCUGCUUUUUUAUGAAAGAAAAUGGACAAGUGUAGGGUGUGGGGAGGUGGAGGGUAGCUAGAAGGAGUAGAGGGUGGGGAAACCAGUUGAGAUAUGAUGUAUGAGAGAAGAAUAAAUUAAAAGAAAUAAUACAAAUUUGAUACAACAAAAUAAAACAAAACCAACAACAACAACAAAAGCUGCAAGUAAUUGAAGAUUAUCUUUCUCAACACACCAAGAAUUAAUUCUGAUAGAAAAUGUCCCAGGAAUAGUGGAUCUUGGCCUCAAGGCCACACUGGAUAUCUCCUGCCUUAAUAUCCACUUUUUUCUCCCUUUUAAAGUAACUGCUAGGUAUAUUGGACGCAUCUAUUUUCUUGUAUGACCAAAGUUAACUGGGCUAAGAAUGGACUCCUUAUCUAACAAAGCCAAUUAGAAUCUUACUUUCGGACCUUUGAACCUAAGAUGAGAUGAGAAAGAAAAUAAUCUACUGUAAAUAUAGCAACCCCAGUAUCUACGCUACUUUCUGCUCUCCUCUAUCUCUCUUUCUUUCUCUCUCUAUCUCCAUCUGCACCUACUGUUGACUAUGUUUACUGCCGGCAUUUACAAGAUAUGUGACAUCACACAAUAGAAGAUAAUUUCGAUCACCUUUGUCAAUCUAUGCUGAUAUUUUUUAAGCCAUCAAUGGUGGAACCAAUACAUUCUGAGAUUGUCCAGGGUUAACUUGAGCUUUUCAUUGUUUUUUAAAAAAUAAAAUUCACACAAAAUAUUUCAUGCUAUGCCAUCCAUUAUUGCCAAAUAUUUUCACAGCUCAAUUUAUAGCGGAAAACUCUCGAAGAAUUGUUCUACUUGUUAAUAUGUUAGGUUGUUCAUCUCACAAAAUUGUGACCUCUUUUUUUUAUCCUUAUUAAAUUGGGUAUUUCUUAUUUACAUUUCAAAUGUUAUAUCCUUUCCCGGUUUCCAGGCCAACAUCCCCCUAACCCCUCUCGCUCCCCUUCUACAUGGGUGUUCCCCUCUCCGUCCUUCCCCCAUAGCAACCCUCCUCCCAACAAUCCCAACAAUAAUCACUGGGGGUUCAGUCUUGGCAGGACCCAGGGCUUCCCCUUCCACUGGUGCCCUUACAAGGCUAUUCAUUGCUACCUAUGAGGUUGGAGCCCAGGGUCAGUCCAUGUAUAGUCUUUGGGUAGUGGCUUAGACCCUGGAAGCUAUGGUUGCUUGGCAUUGUUGUUCAUAUGGGGUCUCAAGCCCCUUCACCUCUUUCAGUCCUUUCUCUGAUUCCUUCAACGGGGGUCCUAUUCUCAGUUCAGUGGUUUGCUGUUGGCAUUCGCCUCUGUAUUUGCCAUAUUCUGACUGUGUCUCUCAGGAGAGAAAUAUAUCCUGUUCCUGUCAGCAUGUACUUCUUUGCUUCAUCCAUCUUACCUAGUUUGGUGGCUGUAUAUAUAUGGGCCACAUGUAGGGCAGGCUCUGAAUGGGCAUUUAUUCAGACUCUGUUCUGAACUUUGCUUCCGUAUCCCCUCCUAAAGUUAUCCUUUUUCCCCUUUUAAAGAAGGAGUGAAGCAUCAGUAUUUUGGUCAUCCUUCUUCAGUUUCAUGUGUUCUGUGCAUCUAGGGUAGUUUGAGCAUUUGGGCUAAUAUCUACUUAUCAGUGAGUGCAUACCAUGUGGGCUUUUCUGUGAUUGGGUUACCUCACUCAGGAUGAUAUUUUCCAGUUCCAUCCAUUUGCCUGUGAAUUUCAUAAAGUCAUUGCUUUUGAUAGCUAAGUAGUAUUCCAUUGUGUAGAUGUACCACAUUUUCUGUAUCCAUUCCUCUGUUGAAGGACAUCUGGGUUCUUUCCAGCUUCUGGCUAUUAUAAAUAAGGCUGCUAUGAAUAUAGUAGAGUAUGUGUCUUUGUUGUAUGUUGGAGCAUCUUUUGGGUAUAUGCCCAAGAGAGGUAUACCUGGGUCCUCAGGUAGUGGAAUGUCCAAUAUUCUGAGGAACCUCCAGACUGAUUUCCAGAAUGGUUGUACCAGUCUGCAAUCCUACCAACAAUGGAAGAGUGUUCCUCUUUCUCUGCAUCCUCGCCAGCAUCUGCUGUCACCUGAGUUUUUGAUCUUAGCCAUUCUGACUGGUGUGAGGUGGAAUCUUAGGGUUGUUUUCAUUUGCAUUUCGCUUAUGACUAAAGAUGUUGAACAUUUCUUUAGGUGUUUCUCAGCCAUUUGACAUUCCUUAGAUGUGAAUGCUUUGUUUAGCUCUGAAUCCCAUUUUUUAAUAAGGGUUAUUUGUCUCCCUGCAGUCUAACUUCUUGAGUUCUUUGUAUAUUUUGGAUAUAAGUCCUCUAUCAGUUGUAGGAUUGGUAAAAAUCUUUUCCCAAUCUGUUGGUUGCUGUUUUGUUCUAACGACAGUGUCCUUUGCCUUACAGAAGUUUUGCAGUUUUAUGAGAUCCCAUUUGUCGAUUCUUGAUCUUAGAGCAGAAGCCAUUGGUGUUUUGUUCAGGAAAUUUUCUCCAGUGCCCAUGUGUUCAAGAUUCUUCCCCACUUUUUCUUCUAUAAGUUUGAGUGUAUCUGGUUUGAUGUGGAGGUCCUUGAUCCACUUGGACUUAAGCUUUGUACAGGGUGAUAAGCAUGGAUCGAUCUGCAUUCUUCUACAUGUUGACUUCCAGUUGAACCAGCACCAUUUGCUGAAAAUGCUCUUUUUUCCAUUGGAUGGUUUUGGCUCCUUUGUCAAAAAUCAAGUGACCACAGGUAUGUAGGUUCAUUUCUGGGUCUUCGAUUCUAUUCCACUGGUCUAUCUGCCUGGCUCUGUACCAAUACCAUGCAGGUUUUUUUUUUUAACACUAUUGCUCUGUAAUACUUCUUGAUGUCAGGGAUGGUGAUUCCCCCUGAAGUCUUUUUAUUGUUGAGGAUAGUUUUAGCUAUCCUGGGUUAUAUGUUAUUCCAGAUGAAUUUGCAAAUUGUUUUGUCUAACUCUAUGAAGAAUUGGAUUGGAAUUUUGAUGGGGAUUGCAUUGAAUCUGUAGAUUGCUUUAGGUAAAAUGACCAUUUUUACUAUAUUAAUCCCGCCAAUCCGUGAGCAUGGGAGGUCUUUCCAUCCUCUGAGAUCUUCUUCAAUUUCAUUCUUCAGAGACUUGAAGUUCUUAUCAUACAAAUCUUUCACUUGCUUGGUUAAAGUCACACCAAGGUAUUUUAUAUUACUUGGGACUAUUAUGAAGGGUGUCAUUUCCCUAAUUUCUUUCGAGGCUUGUUUCUCUUUUGUGCAGAGGAAGGCUACUGAUUUAUUUGAGUUAAUUUUAUACCUAGUCACUUUGCUGAAGGUGUUUAUCAGGUUUAGUAGUUCUCGGGUGGAACUUUUGGGAUCACUUAAAUAUACUAUCAUAUCAUCUGCAAAUAGUGAUAUUUUGACUUCUUCCUUUCCAAUCUGUAUCCCUUUGAUCUCCUUUUGUUGUCUGAUUGCCCUGGCUAGGACUUCAAGAACUAUAUUGAGUAAGUAGGGAAAGAGUGGGCAGCCUCGUCUAGUCCCUGAUUUUAGUGGGAUUUCUUCAAGUUUCUCUCCAUUUAGUUUAAUAUUAGCUACUAGUUUGCUGUAUAUGGCUUUUACUAUGUUUAGGUAUGGGUCUUGAAUUCCUGUUCUUUCCAGUACUUUUAUCAUGAAGGGGUGUUAAAUUUUGUCAAAUGCUUUCUCAGCAACUAGUGAAAUGAUCAUGUGGUUUUUAUCUUUCAGUUUGUUUAUAUAGUGGAUUAUGUUGAUGGUUUUCCAUAUAUUAAACCAUCCCUGCAUGCCUGGGAUGAAGCCUUCUUGAUCAUGAUUCAUGAUUAUUUUGAUGUGUUCUUGGAUUCGGUUUGUAAGAAUUUUAUUGAGUACUUUUGCGUCAAUAUUCAUAAGGGAAAUUGGUCUGAAGUUCACUUUGUGUGGUUUAGGUAUAAGAGUAAUUGUGGCUUCAUAGAAGGAAUUCAGUAGUGCUCCAUCGGUUUCAAUUUUGUGGAAUAGUUUGGAUUGUAUUGGUAUGAGGUCAUCUAUGUAGGUCUGAUAGAAUUCUGCACUGAACCCAUCUGGACCUGGGCUCUUUGUGGUUGGGAGACUUUUAAUGACUGCUUCUAUUUCUUUAGGAGUUAUGGGGUUGUUAAAAUGGUUUACCUGUUGCUGAUUUAACUUCAGUACCUGGUAUCUGUCUAGGAAAUUGUCCAUUUCCUUCAGAUUUUCCAGCUUUGUUGAAUAUAGGCUUUUGUAGUAGGAUCUGAUGAUUUUUUGAAUUUCCUCUGAUUCUGUUGUUAUGUCUCCCUUUUCAUUUCUGAUUUUGUUAAUCUCUGUGUCCCCUGGUUAGUCUGGCUAAGUGUUUAUCUAUCUUGUUGAUUUUCUCAAAGAACCAGCUUUUGGUUCUGUUGAUUUUUGUAUAGUCCUUUUUGUUUCUACUUGGUUGAUUUCAACUCUGAAUUUGAUUAUUUCCUGCCUUCUACCCCUCCUGGGUGUAUUUGCUUCUUUUUUUUCUAAAACUUUUAGGUAUGCUGUUAAGCUACUGAUAUAUGCUCUCUCCUGUUUCUUUCUGCAGGCUCUCAGAGCUAUGAGUUUUCCUCUUAGCACAGCUUUCAUUAUGUCUCAUUUGUUUGGGUAUGUUGUACCUUCAUUUUCAUUAAAUUCUAAGAAGUCUUUAAUUUCUUUCUUUGUUUCUUCCUUGACCAGGUUAUCAUUGAGUAGAGCUUUGUUCAACUUCCAUGUAUAUGUUGGCGUUAUUUCCUUAUUGUUAUUGAAGAACAGCUUUAGUCCAAGGUGGUCUGAUAGGACACAUGGGAUUAUUUCUAUCUUUCUGUAUCUGUUGAGGCCUGUUUUGUGCCCGAAUAUAUGGUCAAAUUUGGAGAAAGUACCAUGAGGUGGUGAGAAGAAGGUAUAUCCUUUUGUUUUAGGAUAGAAUGUUCUAUAUAUAUAUCUGUUAAGACCAUUUGGUUCCUAACUUCUGUUAGUUUGUCUAUGUCUCUAUUUAAUUUCUGUUUCCAUGAUCUGUCCAUUGAUGAGAGUUGGGUGUUGAAAUCUCCUACUAUUAUUGUAUGAGGUGUAAUGUGUGCGUUGAGCUUUAUUAAGGUUUCUUUUGUGUAUAUAGGUGCCCUUGUAUUUGGAGCAUAGAUAUUUAGGAUUAAAAAUUCAUCAUGGUGGAUUUUUCCUUUGAUGAAUAUGAAGUGUCCUUCCUUAUCUUUUUUGAUGACUUUUGGUUGAAAAUCGAUUUUAUUCGAUAUUAGAAUGGCUACUCCAGCUUGCUUCUUCAGGCCAUUUGCUUAGAAAUUUGUUUUUCAGACUUUUACUUUGAGAUAGUGUCUGUCUUUGUCUCUGAGGUGUGCUUCCUGUAGGCAACAAAAUGCUGGGUCCUCAUUAUGUGUCCAGUUUGUUAAUCUGUGUCUUUUUAUUGGGGAAUUGAGUCCUUUGAUUUGAGAGAUAUUAAGGAAUAGUGAUAGUUGCUUCCUGUUAUCUUCUUAUUUGGAGGUGGGAUUAUGCUUUUGAGCUUCUCUUCUCUUUGCUUUGUUGCUAAAUGAUUAGUUUCUUGCUUUGUCUAGGGUUUAUCUUGUCUCCUUGUGUUGGGCUUUACCAUUUAUUAUCCUUUGUAGGACUGGAUUUGUAGAAAGAUACUGUAUUAAUUUGGUUUUGUCAUAGACUAUCUUGGCUUCUGCAUCUAUGUUAAUUGAGAGUUUUGCUGGAUACAGUAACCUGGGCUGGUAUUUGUGUUCUCUUAGGGUCUAUAUGACAUCUGCCUAGGAUCUUCUGACUUCCAUAGUCUCUGGUGAGAAGUCUGGUGUAUUUCUGAUAGGUCUGCCUUUAUAUGUUACUUGACCUUUUUCCCUUACUGCUUUUAAUAUUCUUUGUUUUGUGCAUUUGGUGUUUUGACUAUUAUGUGAUGGAAGGAGUUUCUUUUCUGGUCCAAUCUAUUUGGAGUUCUGUAGGCUUCUUGUAUGUUUAUGGGCAUCUCUUUCUUUAGGUUAGGGAAGUUUACUUCUAUAAUUUUGUUGAAGAUAUUUACUGGUCCUUUGAGUUGGGAGUCUUCACUCUCUCCUAUACCUAUUAUCCUUAAGUUUGAUCUUCUCAUUGUGUCCUGAUUUCCUGUAUGUUUUGGGCCAGUAGCUUUUUCUGUUUUACAUUAUCUUUGACCGUUGUGUUGAUGGUUUCUAUGGAAACUUCUCCUGAUAUUCUCUCUUCUAUCUCUUGUAUUCUGUUGGUGAUGCUUGUACUUCCGGCUCCUUGUCUCUCCCUUUGGUUUUCUUUAUUCAAGGUUGUCUACCUUUGUGCUUUCUUUAUUGUUUCUAUUUCCAUUUUCAAUUCCUUCACCUGUUUGUGUUUUCCUGUAAUUCUUUCAGGGAUUUUUGUGUUUCCUCUCUAAGGGCUUCUACUUGUUUACUUCUGUUUUCCUGCCUUUCUCUAAGGGAGUUCUUUAUGUCUUUCUUAAAGUCCUCCAUAAUCAUGAUCAAAUGUGAUUUAAAAUCUAGAUCUUGCUUUUCUUGUGUAUUUGGAUAUUCAGUGUUUGCUUUGGUGGGAGAAUUGGGCUCUGAUGAUGCCAUGUAGUCUUGAUUUCUGUUCCUUGGGUUUCUGUGCUUGCCUCUCGCCAUCAGGUUGUCUCUGGUGUUACCUUGUUCUGCUAUUUCUGACAGUGGCUAGAACAUCCUAUAGGCCUGUGUGUCAGGAGUGCUAUAGACUCGUUUUCCUGUUUUUUUUUUUUCAGCCAGUUAUGGGAACAGAGUGUUCUGCUUUCAGGCGUGUAGUCAUUCUUCUCCACUGGCUUUCAGCUGUUCCUGUGGGCAUGUGUCCUGAGUCCACCAGGCAGAUCACUUGGAGCAGACAGAUCCCCAGCUCAAGGGCAUAGUGACCAGGUUAUAUUGCAGGCAAGGUUACUACUUGCAGAUGCACCCCGAUGGAGCUCUCGAUGGAACUAAGGAUGACAGCACCAAUUCCACUCUGUUCAACCUCAUCCCAGUGGGACUGCGUGUUGUUGCCAUCCAGGGAGUGAAGACAGGGUUGUACAUAGCAAUGAAUGGAGAAGGUUACCUCUACCCAUCAGAACUUUUUACUCCUGAAUGCAAGUUUAAAGAGUCUGUUUUUGAAAACUAUUAUGUAAUCUACUCAUCCAUGCUGUACAGGCAACAGGAGUCUGGCAGAGCCUGGUUUUUGGGAUUAAAUAAGGAAGGGCAAGUUAUGAAAGGAAACAGAGUAAAGAAAACCAAACCAGCAGCUCAUUUUCUACCCAAGCCAUUGGAAGUUGCCAUGUACCGAGAACCAUCUUUGCAUGAUGUUGGUGAAACAGUCCCGAAAGCUGGGGUGACACCAAGCAAAAGUACAAGUGCAUCUGCAAUAAUGAAUGGAGGCAAACCAGUCAACAAGUGCAAGACCACAUAGCCAGAUCCUCAGGUGUCCUGACUGACUUAUCCCGAGCACAGUGGAGUGAUUUAUCCUUACUAGACAUUCCUGCUCCUGUGGCGGAAAAGCCCCAGCAAGCAAGCUGACGCUUGUCCUAUGCUCUCUCAGACCUCCUUCGUUGCAAGUGGAUAAAUCUCAACCUGUGGCCCCCCUACACCAAGAAGACACCUGGACAAACCAGCUAAACUCAGACCAUGGAAUGCCCUACCAGAUAUGGAAUGCCUUUUUAAUAUCUUUUCUGUGACUGUGACACUUCAUGUGAAUGACAUACUUCACAAGUACACUCAAUACCUUGCCUGCUGACAGCUACCCAUAAUCCUUUUUGAGUCCUGUUUCAGCGAAAUCCAUGUGUUUAAGUUCAAUUUUGUAGCACACAAAUAAUAUUGAGUAAUUUCUAGUUAGAUGCUGUAAACCUGUGCUAUCAUGGAUUUCUAUUCUUUCCAUUUUUACAGGGCUGCUCGCUCCACUGUCUGUGACCUUUAGCAGGGAUUGUGUUCCUCUGAUCUUCAGUGUUGCAGUUGGUUUGCUUAGAAGAACAAUUAGGGAAUCAGGAAGCCUUCUAAACCUAUUACUACAAAUAGUAUAUAUAAAGAUUAAGAUUGUUGUCUUUGGCUCACAUUAUUGAUCAAACACACAUAUACGCUCUGUCUAGUAGGAGAUGCUGUGCUCCCGAUGUAGGCAUUGCCUGGGUGGAACAAGGGUCAAACACAAUCCAUGGAAAGUAUCCUCUAUGAUAGGUGUUUGGCAUUCCCUCUUAGUUUCUUUAUGUGUGUGUGUUUUAUACAUAUCACAAGCUUACUGGUAAUGGUAACAUUUGCCUUGCCCAGCGAGCAAGACCCACUUAGUUUUUGAGAAAGUGGGUCCAAAGAAUUCUGUAGGCCUUGUAGGCCUGAUUAAGGUUCAUUUUAUUUUCAUCAAUUAAUCCUCAUUAUUGGGAAAAAAAUAAAAACCCAAAUCAUUACAACCUAUAAGAAAUAUGCUACCUAAAUCCAUUUCCGGCCCACUCCUUCCUGUUUUUAAUGAAGAUAACUCAGUGUCACACCUGAUUUGGGCUGCAUUCCAGUUAUCCUCAUCCUCAGCCAAGCAUGGGCAAGGUGGCUGUUGUGUUCUUUCCUGAAGCAGCAAUGCACACGUUAGUAUAAAUUAGACUUUAACAUUUUUGGUAUUUAAUGGCAAGUUUUAAAACUGGACAUAUUAGGAGUUUUGUUUGCGUUUUGGUUUUUGGGUUUUGGGGUUUUUUUUUUUUUGUUUUUUGUUUUGUUUUGGUUUGGUUUUGGUUUUGGUUUUAGCUCAGCAUGGGGCCUAGUAUCCUGGAUAUCAUCAGUAUACACCUCUAACUCAUCACUGUUGGGCCCAACAGGUUGGGUUAGAGAUGACUUGUCAAGGUUUCAGAAUAUGGUUUGUUGAGUACCCUAAAUAAAACUAAAGACAACCUAACAUACUCCAGCCUUAGGGGUUUGGACCAUUUGAUUUAUUUAAUUUUCUUUUAUUGCUUUAAUUUCAUUUUGAAUUGAAUUCUGUAGAGCUCCAAGUUUAGGGAUACUUAGAAAGGCUGUGAAAUGCUGGAGAUACACCUUGAAGAUUUCAUGCAAAAUGUUUAAUAUCAGAUACAAAAAAAAGCUUCAAAAUGUUUAGUACUAAACUGUUUGGAAAAAUAUUUGUUAACUGUAUGUAACUUAAUAAAAUUCUAUGUUUUCUUCUCAGAAGAGUUCAUUGAGACCAAACUGAACCUCUUUUAUAGAAAACAAUCGAUGUGGGAUCAAUGUACUGUCCUCUUGUUAUUAUUUCCAUGUGGCAGGAUGACCCACUUGCCACUGUUCCCCUUUGCACUGUACUUACUGGGAAAUCAUUUUCUCAUUGCUUUCAUGAAUCUCCAUGAAGUCAGCCUUUGCCCAGCAUAGAAAAAUUUUGGCCUGCUUAGCUAAUUAAAGAUUCAGUAUAAAUUUAAGUGUUUAUGCUCAUUUCAUUUCAUACUAGAUUCCAUUUCAAUAAAUAAACAUUAGCAAAAUCUUUGAGUAGAUUUAUUGUUAAUAAUGCUAAACUGCAAAUACAACAAAAUGACCCCUUUGACCAUUCCUCAUUUGCUGUUAUGCAUAAUUAGAUAAAACUCAUUAUGGAAGACAUACAUUCAUAGUAUGUGGUAAAAUGAAUAGCUUGUAAUUCCUAUUAGUUGGGCUUAUAGACAUAGCUUAUACCCCUCUGUAUGCAUACACAUCCCAAGCCAGCCUACCUUUCUGUUUUUGAUAAUCAACACUACUUGAGAUUUCUGUUCUCAAGACCUAUUUAGUGGUUACAAUUGAGGCAAGAUUUAUUUUUGUAAAUGAUUAAGAUUUAUGUUAAUGUUUCUUUCUGUUUCCUUUCCCAAGAGUUGUCUAUAAGAGCAUUUAUUAGUGUAAGUAGGUAUUCGAGUGGUUUAUUCUAAUAUAUGAUUAGACACAUUGCAAUGGGGUUCUUGUUAUCUUUGAUUUAGUUAGACCAUUUCCUUUGUGUCUGGUCUCACCUGUUGCAUGGGAAGAGGAAAGCACCAAAUGAUCUGCAUGUACUAGGACUCAUGUAUCCAGAAGUACUGGUAUGUAUUAUUCAAUUUAUAACAGAGGGAUUGUCUGUAUUGUACAAUUUGUGUUUCUUAUCAUUUGUUAUGUUCAUAGCUAUGACAUAUCAAAUCAAAUACUUAUAUGAAGGCAUAUGGAAAGCAUAAAAUAAUUUUGUGUAACAAAAUAGCAUUGUAUCGCCCCAUAUAUAGAGAACUCUCAUGUAAAUAAGUUGAUAAACUCAAGUUCCCCCUUUACCAUGCCAAAGAAAAUUUUAGCUCCUUUAUGAUACCUCUCUUGCUAAUUUUCUGGAACAAGGUCAACAAUCCUUCCCUCAGAAAUUAAGUUUGCUAUCAUUAAAUGCAAUCUGUCAUCACUGAUGUUCUGAAUAGUAAAUCUGAUGGAACACAUUUGUAUUUAUAGACUGUGUGUUUUAUACUUUCCUGUAUGUAUGUUCAUUGUACCAAGUCUAUAGAUGACCCAUUCCUUCUGCAUGCAUAUCUGGUGGGGGAGGGUUAGUUUGAUCACUUUCUUAUGAUACCUAAUUGCUUUGCUUAUCCAUCGACAGUGCUCAAUGUCUGUCCUUUGCAUAAUUCAAGUAACAACAUUUUUUUUCAAAUAAGUUUAGUUCCUGAAAUUUCUUACUACAUUCUUGAAAAUCAUUAUGAUGAUUUGUCCUAUGUGAAGAGUAAAGGGAAUUGAGCACUUUUCUUAUUAUUCUGGAGAAUUUGGAGUCUUGCUUUAAGUGUUUGCUUGUUCUGGGUGCUUUGGGUGAGGAAUAGAUCCACAAUGGACACCACGACGUUUUCUCUAGUGUUUCUAGUUAUUGGUUUUUUAGAAAGUAAGCAAAAUAUAUCACACCUAACCAUCUAGUUAAUGAUUCAACUACUAAACCAUCUCUUUUUUCUCUCUCUAGAAUGACCAAUAUCAGAUUUGGUUCUUUAAGCAAAAACUAAAACAACAACCACCACAAACCCUUUGUUGUUUCUUAAAGUGAAUAUGUAUUACCUUGUUAAAAUUUUUUUCCAAAUAUUACAUGUAUAAUAUGUGUUUGAUAUUUGUCAGUGAAGGAUUAUUAGACUAAACUGACCAAGGUUAAAAUUAGAAAAAAUAGAAAAUAGUGGGAAAUGAUUUUCAAUUUUAUUUUAGGAAAAAACCCUAUAUUUUAGGGCAACAAUUAGGCCAAAUGUCUAAAUAUUUUCUAAAGCACAGGCCUAGUGAAAUCCAGAAUGUAAAUUGUGUUAUUCUGAAUUAAGAGACAUACAUAGUUUAAGAGUUUUAUACAGUGACACAUAAGACUGGGUGAGUGUCUAGAAUACUGAGUAGCUUUCAGAAAAUUUGUGACAGUUGAGCUUACAAAUUUUAAGACUACACUGUAUUUUUUUUCUUUUUUUCUAGGUUCUCAUUUAGUUUAAUUCUGAUAUUUACUGGAGAGCUGAUAGACAUAAUUCAUUUCUCCCCUGGUGCUGCUAGAAUCCAGAUGAACUCAGGAUUCCCGAAAGUCAGUAGGAACAAUGGUUCUCUUCCAAAAUUUAGAUUUUUGUUGACUUUUACAAGUCCUCUGGAGGAAUUCUUCAGCUAUAGUUUGCUAAAUAAGCAGGAUGAAGAUCAUCAAAAUUGAUGAACUUAAUGUCUCCCUUUCAAUUAUCACGUAUCCCAGUGUAGUUUUUGAAAACUACAAGCAAGCCAAAGAGAUUUGUUUAUUUUCUUCUACUCUUUACAAAUUUGUCAUUGCUUAACAUUCUCAAAAGGUAACUUCUGUCUUGGAGUCAAAGUAUAGAAACAGAUUUAUAUAGGAGAUAGGUUAUAUUUUUGCCUAUCACCAUGUUUUUGGUUUGGGUUUGUUUUCUUCUUCUUCUUCUUCUUCUUCUUCUUCUUCUUCUUCUUCUUCUUCUUCUUCUUCUUCUAUAAAAGUGUGUGAAAUCUACUUCUUUAUAGAUAUACUGAUGUUGUCAUGGCUAGGGUCACAUACAGAUAGAAAGACAGACAGACACAGAUUAUAGCAAAUAAAAUUAAUCUUUUUUUUAAAAGUCAGUUUUCCAAGAAAAAGAACUGAAUAGAGUUUAGGUUACUGUGAGGCAUAUUCUACAGCUUUCUUCCAUAGUCUGUAACACCAUGCACCCCAGAACAUGGUGACCUACAACAUAUUUUCAUGUUGUCCAAUAUUCAGGACAUAGUACAUUUUGAUCUUCAUGGAAAAUCAUUUCUCCAAUGUCUAAACUCUAUUCUGAGAACACUUAAAUGGUAAAGAUACUUCAACACUUUUUCUUAUGAAAAUAUAAGAAAAGUAACACAUACUUUUAGAAUAGAUUCCACUUAUAGAAAAGAUAAAAACUAGAGAGGGCAUUAUAAUAAUAAUAAAAAGGACACACUUAAUGAAAGGGACCAUAAGGAACUGAAACUAAUUCCAGGGAAGCACAUUCGGGCAAACCACUACACAUGGCUGUGAUUAAAGUCAGUCUCUUUGUGUGUGGCCUGAGAGUUCAGGAUAGAUUCUAUUUAUUUGUUACAGUUUUAAAAUAUUAGUCAAUUAAAAGAGACAAUCUCUCAGUGGUUUCUCUAAUAGGAAUUGUCCAGAUCUUUAUAGAAGGCUGAGUCCUAUAGUAAGAAAAGAUAAAAGCCAUUGUAGCAUGAUGGAAAUGUCAGUGACUCUUACUGUUUGGAAGUCACCAAACACCUCAUCAGAAAUGGGAUUGGAUUAUUAUGAUUGCUUUUUCUGGUUUAAAAUGUAUUUGGAGAGAUAGAAAAUAUAUAUAGAAAAAUAAUGCAAUCAUCCACAUUAUACCGUAACUCCUUAUAUUUCCCUCAUUUUACAAAACUGACAUUGAUUACCAGCUCAGUAAUAGAUAUAAAACCAGUAUGGCUGGGUCCCCUAAUCUCAGGAUAGAGGCAACAAUUUUAUAAAUACGUUAAAUUCCGAGAACCUUAUUAUUAUUAUAAAACCAGCACCAGUAUAAAUGACCUUCAAAUACUUCUCAGUAUUUAGUUUUUAAGUAACACAGUGGAGGUGUGUUUUCUUUACAUUUGGAGACUUGACUGAUAAAGUCCAAGCCAUGAUUCUAAAAUAUUUGCAUUAUUAAUAUAAAAUUUGCAAGUAAAAAUUUCAUCUUAAAACGGAAAUGAUUUUGCUAUGUUAUUUUGGAUUUUACGAAUAAUUCACAUUUAGGGAAAAGGUAUUUUUUUAGCUCUAAAUAAUGGUUGAUUCAACUAUGUGUAUAAGUAGAAAAAACUGUAAAUAUGCAAGAGAACCCCGAAUAUUGUACAUUUUCAUAAUUCAAUGUGAAUUUCAUACAGAGCAAAAUUUCACCAAAAAAAUAAACAUUUUGUUUGUAUCAUUGAGUGAAUAUUUGUAAUUUUGAUUUAAACCAUUUCUAGAAUUUUGGGGUCCACUCCUGAACUUGUAAAAUUGAUGUCAUCCUUGUUGACUCCACCAUUUCUUUGAAGAGAAGAGAGCCAUUUAAGGGCAAUGAAUGCAAUAUGAAGAUCCUCGUGUUUCUAACUAGACACUGUCUUCUUCAGAGGAUAAAUUACAUGAAAUAAUUUAAAUAAGAAAAAUCUGAUUUCCUGUAUAUGUAACCCAUGCCUAGUCUUAAAAGCAAAAUCUGCUAGUUCUUGGGAUCUUAAGUGGUUAUUCCAAUUCAUUCUUUUCUAGCGUGUUUGUUUUCCAUGAGUAAAUAGAUAUUGACGCAGAAUAUAAACAACUUAUGUCAUUAUUUAUUAAAAUGUCAAAUUGUGCAUUUUUCAUUUCUUCCUGUAAGAGAUUCUUGUGAGUUUAAAGCCCUUGUGAUCUGGUAAGCCCCCAGCCUACAUCAUUACACCUCAUAUGUGUCUGUCAUUAUCAUUCCAUAUACAAUUUCAGAGUCAUAUGGAAUCCUGGAAAAAUCUGACUGGUUGGUUUAUGUGAGAAUAAAUAUUAUCCUUAUAUUCUGAUACAGUGUUUCUGGUUUUGGGAUGUGGAGUACAAAAUACCAUGAGACUUAGCAUUUUUCUACUACAUCUUGUUAAACAUUGGAUGUCAGAAAAUACUUUGUUGUAAGGGCCUUUCUAUGUUCUGUAGGGUGUUCAGCAUUGUCUGUGGUCACUACCUCUAAUAUUCCCAUAACACAAAUACUCCUACCUACCAAGUCUGACAACCAAAUUCUCUGUAGACACCACCAAUUGUCUUGUGCGUUACAAAAUUGUCCUCUUCAGUUGUGAAACACUGAUAUUAGUCAUGGGAGAACAAUUCUUUAUGGUGUAACUUACAUCAGUUUGCUAAAUUCAUUUCUAAUGAAGACCCAUGCUUCACUUGGGCAGUCAGAAAUAGAAAAAUACACAAAAGUCUGUCCUAGUGCUGUGUAACAUGCUUUCCUCUGAAUUUCUAAAAUGGCCUAGAAAUAAGAAUCCAGUUGUCUCCCUUGGCAUCAUUAAGGAUAUUCGGUACCAAGCCAGAUUUCACAUGCAUUUCCAUUCCAUCCAUCCCAGCAUUCACAGUUUCCACAGCUACAGAUUCCAUUCCCUGCAAUAAAGUAAACACAGAAAUCAUGAUUAUGAUCAGAAUAUACAAUUAGAAUAUAUAACUGUGAACCAUAGCUGUUCAUAAGAAAACCAUUUAUCCUCUCUAAAGCAUCUUACCAUACAACAAUAUUAUUAUAUUAUUAGACAUCUGAGAGAAAUCCAUCUUUAAGAUACUUAAUGACAUCUCUUUGAUCCCAUAAUAUAUUAAUUGAACAGUACCCAACUUUCAUCACCCAGCUGGGCUCCCAUAUCAUAAUUCUAUCUUCUGUUAGUAGGCAAACCAUAUAUGACUUACAAAUAAACACUGAAAAGCAUAAAACCCCUUGAUAUGAAAUUAGGCAGGCCUGAGAGCUAGAAAAAUCCUUGUCUAGCAAGGUGCAGAGAAAGUGAUUAUUUAAUUUAAUGUUAUGACAAAACAAUCAUCUUUAACUAAACUGAAAAUGUUUGAUUACAAAAAUAUUUUGUGUUACUGCAAAUUUUAUCAGUGGUAUAUUGAAUCAGCUAGAAGUCUAAUAAAUGGGCUUAUACUUUUAUAAAUAAAAUAAGAACUUCAGGAGAAGAUAUACAUAAUAAUUUAACUUGGUUCAAUAUUAUUUAUAGCCAACUAUUAGAACUCAAUAAAUUAGGUUUGUAAUGACCAUUACACAGUUAAAUAUUUAGUAUACUCUGUUGAUAUCUCUCAUACUAUACACACAUUCAUACAUAUGUCCAGUUUCCCAAAACAUCUAAUUCACCAACUUGUGGCAUGCAAGUGCUGCUUUAAAUAAUACCCCAUCUGGACCAUAUUAAGAUGAAAUGGUUGUCAAGAGAAUUCUUUUUUCAUAUAACUGUCUUUGUGUGAGUUUAUAGAACAGGUUAUCUUGUAGAAAUAUUCCAACACUCAUGUAAUCUGGCUUCAUAUCUUUGCAUUCUUCUAGGGAAAAUGUUGGUGUGUAUUCACAGAUGUUCACUUUUCCUUUCAGAAUUACUACACAUGGGCAUUGUUCAUUUGAGUGUGUGGGAGCUGCCCUCUCUGCCCUAUCUAAAGCUGUGUGUUGUGGGUGUCAUUUCACUCAAUUGUCAUUUGUGGCCCAAAACAAUUAGUGUAGUUCAAUACUGCACCUGUGCAAAUGAGACCGUCGUGUUUGUCACAGUCUCUGUCAUCACAGUCACAAAACUCCCCUGAAAUAUACCACUCUUCUCCAGAACAAAUGCACUUUCCACAAUGACAAGAACCUGAAAUCACAAAGGGUGUUAUUCACUGUCACCAGAGAAAUAAAGGCUUCCAUCAAGAAGAAAGUAUCAUUGACAUGCUGACAAUAGACUUGUAAUAACCUAUCUUCUAAAGGAAAAAAGUUUAUUGAAUAGCUGCUUCUCAGAGGGGAGCUUUACUUACUGUAAUACAUAAAGGUCAUCCAGGAAAGCCUUCAUUAUAGAUCUAGACAGUUGCAAUUAGCCUUGAGCAAAUGUUCCUCGGUCCAGUCUGGUUGAAAUGUCAAUGAAACAGGAUGUGGCUCAUCCUUAGAGAUGCUCUCUUCAAAAGUACUCAAAAUAGAUGUUUUAUUUGUUUCUUUCCUUUUCAAUUGAAUUGCAUUUUAAGGUCCCUAUUCUCUAAAGGAACAUACUACUAAAUUAUAUCAAAUAAAGAUUCAUUUUAUAAUUAAAUAAUUACUAAAUUAUUGAGCUCAUCAUUUUAGAGUUUUAUUUAAAUGCUUUUCUUGAAAUAGGAACACACAAACUUCAAACUGAGUUGCAGGUUGAAGUGCUAAAAAUGCAGACUUAAUCCCUUAUGUCUGAUUGCUGUCUCAGUCUUGCCCUUUAGGAUUAGCUAUAAUCAACAUGAGUUCUAGAAAAUCCUGAAGAGGGUCUAGUAAUUUUCCCACCCCUUACAAACUUCCUUUGUGGUUACCCUCCAAUUUAUUUAAAAAACUAUUUAGUAAUUAAAAUAUUUUGUGGUAACUGAGACUCUUACUAAUGGCACACUUAAAAUAAAAAAAUAGUUUUUAUCAUGUCUCUUGAUGUAAAUGCCUUUCAAGACAGGCUUGAAAAAUCACCUGGAUAAGCUAGUUUUGCUACAGAACAAAUACAGAAUUCAAAAGAAAUCUUGCAUUUCUUUCUUUGGCUUUUUUGUUGGACACAAUUUUCUUUUACUACAAGAUGCUGGUAGUUAUUGCUAAGCUACUCAAGUAACCAAUCACCUUGAGAAAAUAUGAAAUAAUAAACUUUUUAAUGCAGUUAGAAAAACUCCAAACUCAUUAAACUUUAAAUACAUACAGUAGAGUCAGGGAUAAAUUCUGAGUACUUCUGGUGAUUGACAAAUGAUCAACGACUUGUGUGAAUAUAGCAGAAGUCCUCAGUUUUGGGUAAUGGAAGGCUAUGAUACUGUCACGUAUAUCAUGAAAGAAUUCAAGAUAAAGUGUCUUAAGCAUUUGUAAGCUCAUGCCAUGGAAACAGGUACAUUUAUUUUAGGUAAAAGAAUCUCCCACAACAAAAUUUCACUUUUGUCAUUUCUCAUCACAUAUCCCAAGGCAAGCAAGUAGUCAGAACCAGUUAAGAGAUAACAACUGCAUUAUAUUUGUUUUACUUAAUUGUUAAGUGCAGCACACAUUCAAUUAAUCUUGUUUUACUGAUAGCCUGUACUUUCAGGCUCUUUAGGGCAAUAUAUGGAGACUUUUCAGUUUUGAGAUGUAAUUGACAACCUAGUAGUUACUCAGGCCCUUACUGUUGGUCUAGUGAGAAAGAGAUAAAAAGUGCUUUGCAUCCUCAUCAACACAGAGUGUAUCCUCAUUUUAGAAUUUACUUUUUCCUAAAUUUAAAUAUCUUCUUUAAAAUUUCCAGGCACAGAAAUAUUAUCAAUCGAUUACUUGUUUAACAAAUGGUUUAUGAAACACCUACAUGGGAACUUAAUUGUCUAUCAUAGAGAUAUUCCCCAAAGAACAUCACAUUUGUGACUGAUUUCCAUCAGUGAAGGAUUAACUAUUUGAAGAAUUAAGUGUUUUUAUUUGUUUCUAACAUAGUAUAUCUUAAAUCAUGAAGUUACUUCUACAAUAGAAAUAAAUGAUUUUAUAUACUAAUGAUAUUAAUAUAUCAUAUCUCGGAUGCUUUUUUAUGUUUAUCAUAAUUCUUAUAAAGAGUUUACACUUCAUCUUUGAACUUAUCUCUUGCCUAGAAGUGAUUCUUAUUAGUUCUUUUGUUUCUGGACUACUCAGCUGCAAAGAAUAAAGUAUUUUCCUGAAAUUAGUUAAAGUUAAUUUGGUUUAUGUGGACUGAGUAUUUGACACUUUGGAGUUCUAGCUCCAAAUAUAGUAGAUGUCAUGAAACAGUUAGAAUGGAAGUGAGAUUUGAUUUGGGUAUGUCAUGGAAGCAAUCUUCAUGGUCACCAUAAUAGUGGGUGUGUUGUUUUUCUGUUUGUUGAUGGUAAAUAGGAAAAUUUUCUUCUUCCUACACAAAUAGGAACAGUAUACCAUGUAGUACUAACACAGUGUAUGUAGUCAUUCGGACCUAUCAUAGACCUUUAUUAUAGAGAGCUCUGGCUGUUCUUACAAAAACAGGGGUGGAUUAUCCCUCUCUAGAAAAGGGAAAAUCAUGAAGAGACAGUUCUGUCUAACAAAUGUAAGCUUCCUGAACACUAGAAAUGAGCAACUAUUCAACUCAGCAGACUCACACCCAUUCCCAUGGGGGACCAGCCCAGCCAUAGGCUGCAGUUGGCCCAUCCUGUCAGAACCCUAGAGUGUUAACACCUGGAAAAACAACGUCACUAAUCCAUUUGUUUUCAUUCUCCAAAAGGACCUUUAACAAUAUCUCUGUUUCUCUGGCUUUUAUUAUUGGGCAAUUCUUUUUUUCAUCUAUUUGAAGAACAUUCCAAAGAUCUAAGGAGGAGGAAACAAACAAAAACUUUCCUUGAAGAUGACAAUGGAAUAGCAGAGAGGAUGGGAGAAUUGCCUCAGACCACUUUCCAAAAACAGCUAACAGACUAUCUUAAUCUGACUUCAUUCAUCACCUAUUCACCUAUAUAUCUGUGAUGACUGUCACAGCAAAAACACGAAUAUAGUUUUAUAAAUGAGAAAUUCUUGCCUACAGAUUUGGCUAACAGCUGUCUGGGAAUGGCAAUUAGAAUACUAGGUUAAGGUUGGUCUUGAAAAGUAUAACAUUUUCCCAUUCUCUUUUCUGAACAGACAAAAAGGAGGUAGCUGAGAAACAGAUGAAUGAAAGAGGGUACCAUAAAUUUACUAAUGACAUGGAUGCAGCAAUAUUAACGUGACAGUUUAAAGAUACAUUUAAAGAUAUGUUCCAUAAUUCUAUCUCUAAAAAUACGAAGUGACUAGUUGGAUCUAGGGUAACGUUGUUAAGAUGAACACAUUAUUGUGUCACCACGGAGCUAAAUAAACAAAUAAAUAAAUAAAUCCCUAAGUCAACAAAUAAACAUAAAUCAAUAUAAGUUUCACCAUAUAUUCUGCAAUGGUAGCUAAACUUAGGGGCAACAUGGCCACUAAGCAUAUCUCUCUUGGUCAUUUACAAAAACAAUUUCUGUCUGGGGUUAAAGCCCCCAUUCCAUUACUGACUUUAUUCUUCAUACAUCAAGCCUGACAAAAUGCUGCAACCUGACACCCCAGCAGGCAGUUUUCACUAUUGUACUAAUGACACCAUCUGUUAUGAAGGUCACAACAAUGUAUCUUGUUUUAAAUUUUUCUAUGGAGUGAUUUAUUGUCUUGGCUAUAAAUUUGUAAGAAAUAAAAUGCUAUUUCCUCAUCGUC
Molecule: messenger RNA, 27547 nt
Organism: Rattus norvegicus (Norway rat)
Lineage: Eukaryota; Metazoa; Chordata; Mammalia; Rodentia; Muridae
Source: RefSeq, a predicted model, not a curated record